AUGUCAUCCUCCGCCGUCCCCCUACAAGGCGGCAUCCUCGAAGGAGGAAAUCCCUCGCACUACGACAAAAAAAAUCCCAUCGUCAUUUUCAUCAUCCAGGCGUCCAUAAUCAUCAUCUUCUGUCGACUGCUACACUGGCCCCUUUCCAAGAUCCGUCAGCCGCGAGUCAUCGCCGAAGUCAUCGCCGGCGUGCUUCUGGGCCCCUCCGUCUUUGGUCGCAUCCCCGGUUUUACAGAUGCCAUCUUCCCAGAAGCCUCGAUUCCCAACCUCAACCUCGUCGCGAACCUGGGCCUGAUCCUCUUUCUCUUUCUCGUCGGCCUCGAGACCGACCUGCGCUUCCUCAUCAGCAAUUGGCGUGUGGCGGUCAGCGUCUCCGCGGCCGGUAUGAUCUUACCCUUUGGCCUUGGAAGUGCCAUCUCGCAUGGCCUGUAUAAUUCCUUUCGCGACGAACCGGACACCAUCCAAAUCAACUUUGGCACCUACCUGCUGUUUAUUGGUAUCGCUAUGGCUAUCACGGCAUUCCCGGUGCUCUGUCGUAUUUUGACCGAGCUAAAACUCCUGGGAACCAAUGUCGGUGUGAUCGUGCUCUCCGCCGGUGUGGGAAAUGAUGUCGUCGGCUGGAUUUUGCUGGCCCUUUGCGUCGCCCUGGUCAAUGCUGGGACCGGACUGACUGCUCUCUGGGUGCUGCUCGUCUGUGUUGGUUAUGUCUUGUUUCUGUCGCUCGUUUUCAGGCCUGUGUUCCUGCGCUUCCUGAAAAGGACAGGGAGCUUAACCAAGGGUCCCAGCCAGUCGGUCGUAGCGCUCACUUUACUCAUUGCGCUCGCCUCGUCCUUCUUCACUCAAGUGAUCGGCGUACAUGCGAUUUUUGGCGGGUUCUUGAUUGGCCUUCUCUGCCCACACGAGGGCGGCUUUGCCAUCAAGCUGACCGAGAAGAUCGAAGAUCUGGUGGCUGCCUUGUUCCUGCCUUUGUAUUUUACGCUUUCCGGUCUGCAGACCAAUCUGGGAUUGCUCGACAAUGGGACCGUCUGGGGAUAUGUCGUGGGAAUUAUUGCAAUCGCAUUUAUUGCCAAAGUGGCGGGGGGUGCUUUGGCGUCCAGACUGUGUGGUCUCCUCUGGCGCGAAAGCUUCUCCAUUGGGGUUCUGAUGAGCUGUAAAGGAUUGGUCGAGCUGAUUGUCUUGAACAUUGGAUUGCAAGCGCGUAUUCUUAGCACCCGAACUUUCACCAUGUUCGUUGUCAUGGCGCUCGUGACCACCUUCGCGACCACCCCAUUGACCACGUUGCUGUACCCCAAGUGGUACCAGAUCAAGGUUGAGCGCUGGCGCCGUGGUGAGAUUGACUGGAACGGCAACUCAGCCCAGGAUGAUAGUCGCCAUGACAGCGUGGCGGCCGCAAAAGACCAGCUGAAGACCAAUGCCGUGCGAAGACUGCUUGUGUAUCUGCGACUAGACGGACUAUCCAGCAUCUGCACAUUGGCGGCUUUACUCAGCCCCAACGAUCAGCCACCUGUACCAAAAAUCCACCCCGAAAAAAAGAAGAAACAGGCGGCGGCAUCAUCACCGGAGCCCGCAGCCGAAGAAUCCCCCGCGACAGAGGAGGAAGCGCCCAAGCUUCAAGUACACGGUGUGCGACUGAUGGAACUGACAGAUCGAGACUCCAGCGUCAUGAAAGUAUCAGAGAUCGACGAAUACACCCUCUGGGACCCUGUCGUCAACACCUUCCGUGCCUUCGGGCAGUGGCACGACCUCUCCAUCAUGGCAGGAGUGUCAGUCGUGCCGGAGCACUCAUACGCUGACACAGUCGUGGGCAUGGCGCACCAGGAAUCAACCGAUCUACUACUACUCCCGUGGAGCGAGACAGGAACUAUGAGCGAGCAUCAGAGCGGGCUGGGAAUCGACGAGGUCAACCGGUUUGCCAACGGGCCCUUUGCAGAAUUUGUGUCCUGCGUCCUGGGCCAUACUACGUGUAACGUGGGCGUCCUUGUCGAGCGGACUAUGUACCGGAAGCCACCAGGCCAGCCAUCCCUCAGCGGGAUGAGCGUUUGGAGCUCCGUGUGGCCAGCCACGCGGUCGCACCACAUCGUGCUACCCUUCCUAGGCGGCGAGGACGACCGUUGCGCGCUACGCUUCGUCCUGCAACUUGCGAACAACGACCAGGUGACCGCCACGAUCAUCCACCUCGACAUAGCCAUACAAACACCUUCGGUGGGGAAUGACCCCGCCGGGCCGAGAAACAGCACUACCGUGCAGAAAGCCGUACCCAGAGAAUUCGAAUCAGACAUAACAUUCUUCAACACAAUGCGAGAUUCCCUCCCAGACGCCCUUAUAUCGCGUGUCAUCUUCAAGCGUAUAACCCCUCAAAACCCUAGCCCAGACCCUGUCACAUUAGCGAUCACCACCGUGCAAGAUGAAAUGACCCAGUCUCCUCAUCAGGCAGGGAACAUGGUAGUCGUCGGUCGGCGCAACAACCGCGUGGACGAGACGCCAGCGCGGGAAGAUGUCGGCGAGAAUAAUGUAGCGUUAGCGCUAGGCGCGAUAGGGCAGGGCAUGGUGCGGAGUGAGGCGCGCGUGGGGAAUGUUUUGGUCCUGCAGGCUGGGCGUCCGCGUCUGAGUGAUCGAUAA
Molecule: messenger RNA, 2619 nt
Organism: Aspergillus glaucus CBS 516.65
Lineage: Eukaryota; Fungi; Ascomycota; Eurotiomycetes; Eurotiales; Aspergillaceae
Product: Kha1p
Exons: 4
Coding region: 1-2619 (872 amino acids)
Biological process (GO): proton transmembrane transport
Cellular component (GO): membrane
Molecular function (GO): antiporter activity
Source: RefSeq, a predicted model, not a curated record